AUGGUCGCCAGAGACCGGGUUUCGCCGAUGAAUAUCAACUCUGUGACUCCGGAGACUAUAUCACAGAUGUUUCAAAGCAUGGAGGCGAGGCUCGCAGAUCUGCAGCAACAGGUGCAGUCAUUGCAAUUACAAUUGCGCCAGGAGCGCUCAGAGAGGCAUGCAUUCCAACAAAGAGUUGGGAAGAAAGUUCGAAGUGUUCUCACUAACUUGUUUGAGGAUGAUGUUAGUGCCUCAGAAGACCUUCCAUUGGAAGAAGAUCAUAUGAACGAUUUCGAUGAGGUGCGUGCAAUUCUGGAUGCUGCGGACAACCGGUCUCGCUCAAAUCCUCGGCUACCAAACCAAACUCCGAACGCUACUCCUUCUGAGCAAGAUACGUCCCCAGAAGAUAUGCUUAGCUCUUUUGUUGGGGGUCAACGAAGCGGCAUAGUAACGCUUGCCGAAUUGGCAGAAAAUGCCAAUUCACAAGUAGAUUCCUCGCAUCAAACAGCUACGCUACCUUCCCUCGUUUUGAAGGACAUUGACCAAAAUAGUAGUCACAAUGAGGAUAUAGCUACUCUUAUCAAUGAUGCGAUGGCCCAAAACAUUAGAAAGCGCACUUUAUCUAACGAAUUCCUACUUUCGCAGCCCCAGAGGAGCAAAACGCGCAACAUUUCAGGCAUCGACCCCUCUAUGUCUUUAACUCCUAUAAGUCAUCCAAGAAAUAUACCGAUAAUACCUCUACGCUUGAACACACCCGCUAGUUUAAGUAAUGCUCCACCUACUCCUUCGGGCCAAUUAAGUGAAUCUGAUAUACUAGAAAAGUGGGGCGUACGAUUUUCGGAGAAGUAUAAUAAUAUAUGGGAGAUGUGGAACGAAUAUCAGAAAGUUGGUGAGAAAGGAGUCUCUAUCAAGUCCUUGGAGCUUUCUUUCUCAAACAGGUGGAGAACCAAUUUACGGAAAAACGUGAAGAAAAAAUAUAGCAGGCGUUUCAUUGUUAUUAGAGCUAUAGAGACCGGAAUCAAAAGAGGUAAGACUGUUGAAGAGUGUAUCGAAUUCUUGGAGAAUUUUUUGAAAAGUAAUAGUAAGCCAAUAUCGCAUCUCUACAGAAAGGCCAACGUUCCUCAAGAACUAACGUAA
This is a messenger RNA of Lachancea fermentati, 1116 nucleotides long. The record is from the annotation of a GenBank genome assembly. Lineage: Eukaryota; Fungi; Ascomycota; Saccharomycetes; Saccharomycetales; Saccharomycetaceae.